AGUCAGUACAGGGAGAAAGCCAGAGCUGAAGUGACCGCGGAAGUCUACCAGUGGUUUUAUAUAUUACACUGUGGAUUCAUUUGACUUUUGAGGCGCUUCCUAUCGACAAUACACAAUGUCUUUCCUCGUAUAUUUGACUAUGUUCGUUCUAGCGAGUUGUGCUCAACAUGGCGAGGGUCACAGUCUUCACAACGCACACAGCAAAGGUGGUAUUACACGAAACUUCUAUAUCGCAGCUGUCGAAAGAGACUGGGAUUAUGCCCCAAGUGGGUUUAACAAUGCAAAMGGCAUCAAACUAGACAAUGAUAGUGAUGCGUCAGUUUUUACCGUCCGAGGGGAUACCACUAUUGGUAAAGUCUAUAAGAAAGUCAUWUAUCGCGAGUACACAGACGGUACAUUUACCWCAGAAAAAACACAUCCAAAGCAUCUUGGAAUCCUUGGACCUGUGUUGUACGGAGAGGUUGGUGAUGUCAUCAGAGUUAUUUUCAAGAACAAAGCAACAAGACGGUAUUCCGUUCAUCCACAUGGCACAUUCUACAAGAAAAACGCUGAAGGAGCGUUAUAUGAAGAUGAAACAAGUCAAGAGGAUAAACAUGACGAUCAUGUACCACCAGGAGAAACCUACACGUAUACAUGGGAAGUUAAACCCAAUCACGGACCAACCAAGGCAGACUCUAACUGCUUGACAUGGAUCUACCAUUCUCACCUCGAACCGGGCAAAGACAUCAAUACCGGUCUUAUAGGGCCUCUGAUAACCUGCAAAAAAGACACGUUCGACUCGAACGGAAAACGAAAAGAUGUAGACCAAGAUUUCUUCCUUCUUUUCUCUGUUUUUGACGAGAACGCCAGCUGGCUAUUGGAUGAAAACAUUGAUAGGUUUUGUAGUAACCCAACUAAGGCUAAAAAUUCCAAAGAAAAAGAAGACUUUCAGGAGGCUAAUAAAAUGCAUACUAUCAAUGGAAUGUUCUACGCUAAUCUUCCAGACUUAAAACUUUGUGUUCACAAAACCAUCAGCUGGCAUUUGUUUGGAAUAGGAAACGAAGUUGACAUUCAUACAGCGUACUUCCAUGGUCAAACAGUUGACAUCAAUUCCCACAGAAAAGACAUUGCUUCUUUGCUUCCUGCAACAUUUGUAACAGCGACCAUGAGAGCUCAUAACCCAGGAACGUGGAUGGUAAACUGUGUUGUUGACGAUCAUUAUAACGCUGGGAUGUAUGCGUUAUUCAACGUGUCCUCGUGUUCGAGACAAGCUUCACCUCAGGUUCGUUCUGGUAAGACAAGGACUUACUACAUCACAGCUGAGGAGGUGAUCUGGGACUACGGACCAAGUGGAAUGAACAAAUAUAAAGGUGGAGAACUAAACGCUAGUGGAAGUGAUUCGGCUGUUUUCUUUGAUCGAGGUGCUCAUCGUAUCGGUGGACGGUACAAGAAAGCAUUGUAUUUCGAGUACACCGAUUCCUCUUUCACUGUGAAGAAAAACUCUUCAAUCCAUCUUGGAUUUUUGGGGCCAGUUAUCCGAGCUGAAGUUGGAGAUACAGUCCGAGUUGUUUUUAAAAAUCUGGCGUCGCGUAGUUACAGUAUUAACGCACACGGAGUUUUUUUCAACAAGUCUAACGAAGGAUCAUUGUAUAACGACUUCACAUCAGCAAAACAGGAUGACAUUGUAAAACCUAACACAACUUAUGUAUACACAUGGACGGUGCCUGAAGAUUCUGGACCAGCAAAGGAAGAUACUCAGUGUGUCACAUGGGCGUCUGAUAGGCCCAUUGCUGACUUGUAGAAAGGGAACCUUGAACGCAGAAGGCGAACAAAACAAUAUCGACAAGGAAUUUAUUCUCAUGUUGAUGGUCAGCGAUGAAAGUAUGUCGUGGUAUCAUGAAGAAAACAAGCGGAUGUUCUGCACCGACCCGUCAGGAAUCACAGAGAAUGAGGACUAUCUGGAAAGUAACAAAAUGCAUGGUAUCAACGGACGUUUGUACGCCAACCUCGAUGGCCUUGAAAUGUGUACCUUCGACAAAGUAUCAUGGCAUCUUAUUGGUUUUGGUAAUGAAGUAGAUAUGCAUACAAUAGCAUUCUAUGGUCAGACUGUAGUAGAAAAUCACAACAGGAAAGAUACCGUCAGUCUUCUACCAGGAACCUUCACAACAGCAACAAUGACACCAGAUAACAAGGGGGAAUGGGCUUUGAUAUGUAAAACUACCGACCAUUUUAGUGCUGGCAUGCAGGCCAAAUUCAAAGUUAAUGAAUGCAAUCAGCMYUCAACCGAAAUAUCUGGAAAAAAGACAAGGCGCUACUACAUCGCUGCAGUCGAGGUGRACUGGGACUACGCACCUACUGGCAAAGAUAUUCUUGGAAAUAAGACACUCGAAGAAAGCGAGCACGCUAAAACAUUCACCAUCAAUAGCAACAAUCGAAUAGGUCGUGUAUACAAGAAGGCUGUUUACCGUGAGUUCACCGAUGAUACSUUUACCAAGGAAAAGAAACGAACCGACCGCGACAAAUACCUUGGAGUACUGGGACCUAUAGUGUACGCCGAGGUUGGCGAUAUUAUUGAGAUUGUGUUUAAGAACAAGGCUUCACGUGACUAUUCAGUGCAUCCACAUGGCGUGUUUAAUAAUAAGUUAAACGAAGGUUCAGACUACAUGGAUGGAAGUAAUGGCGCCGCUAAAAACGACAACAGAAUCAAGCCAAGCACUAAGUACACGUAUACUUGGUCUGUACCAGAACGAGCAGGACCCGACAGUCAGGACACAAGAUGUUUGACGUGGGCUUACUAUUCUGAUGUGGAUUCCGUCAAAGAUGCCAAUACAGGCCUAGUGGGACCCCUUAUUGUCUGUAAAAGGGGCACUUUAACAGCAGAAGGAAAGCCAAAAGAUGUCAACGAGGAUUUUGCUUUACUUUUCACUGUCAUGGACGAGAACAAGAGUUGGUAUCUCGACGAUAACAUUAAGAAAUAUUGUACUGCACGAGUUGACAAAGACGACGAAGAUUUCCAAGAAAGCAACAAGAUGCAUGUUAUUAAUGGCUUUGUGUUUGGGAAUAUCCCUGGUUUGGAAAUGGUUUAUGGUGACAAUGUGUCUUGGUACUUGUUGGGGUUGGGUAAUGAAGUAGACAUGCAUACCGUGCACUUCCAUGGACAGACGUUUGUCCAGAAAUCCUCAUCGUAUCACCCCGAGGGCAUGCGUGGUGAUGUGUACGACCUAUUCCCAGGAGUCUUUGCGACGGUCAAAAUGGUUCCUGAUAGCAUUGGUGUGUGGAUGCUGCACUGUCACGUGAACGAUCACAUGGACGCCGGUAUGGAAGCUCGGUUCGCCGUUAGGGAAAAACCCACAGUUGUAUCUACGACACAUAAACCACCCAAGGGGCAGGCUUACAAGCCCUCGGCACAAAGUAUCUUUGUAUUGAUGAUCAUGGCUACAUUACUGUUAAUUGUAGUAUAGAAAUCCUUGAAGAUAUCUUGUAGGUUACAGCUGAACAAUUAGAUACGCAUACGGAACACGAAAACAUACAGUUAGAAGUUGGUAAAUACAACAACAUCAAAAACAACAAAAACACAUAUAGUGUCUCAAAUACAUUUGGAAUGAUGAAAGAUGUCUAGCUAGGCUGUUUAAAAGUAAAAACACUAAAAAUAGGCCCAUUAUAGUUGAUUAAAACUGAAUGUUAGAGCUGCGCUAGAUGUAAGGAACUAGAGCUAAUAACAAUUUACGCAAAAAAAAUGUCCCUAUUGUUAGAGAAAUUGUUGAAAUUGAUUGAAACAGCACAAUAAAAGUUCACGGCUUUUUAA
Molecule: messenger RNA, 3784 nt
Organism: Exaiptasia diaphana
Lineage: Eukaryota; Metazoa; Cnidaria; Anthozoa; Actiniaria; Aiptasiidae
Product: hephaestin-like protein
Biological process (GO): iron ion transport
Cellular component (GO): plasma membrane
Molecular function (GO): oxidoreductase activity; copper ion binding
Source: RefSeq, a predicted model, not a curated record